CGUGUGCAGAGCUUUAUGAGCUGUACUGUUGUGUUUUGCUGAGUCUACUUUUAUUGGUGGGUUUAUGGAGAAUUCUGGAACUGGAGAAUCUCUCUGAAGGGAAAUGAUCACUAACUGGAUCUACAGCCGCCAGUUUGACUUGAAACAAACCUGAAAUCAGAGACUGAGUGUUUCACAGAACUGAGAGUGAAAGUCUGAGCGUUCUCACUGGAAGAAACAGCAGGUGAAGAAAAUGGCUUCUAAAUCUUUCUCAGAGGAGGAUCUCUCCUGUCCUGUGUGCUUUCAAAUCUUCAAAGAUCCUGUUAUUCUGCGCUGCAGCCACAGUGUGUGUAAAGACUGUUUGCAGCGGUUCUGGGAAACCAAAGAAUCCAGAGAAUGUCCAGUUUGUAGGAGAAGAUCUUCAAUGGAGAACCCUCUACCAAACCUGGCUUUAAAGAACCUGUCUGAGAGUUUCUUACAGGAGAGAAGGCAAAGAAGUUCAACAGGGUCUGAAAACAUCUGCCGUGUGCACGGUGAGAAACUCAGACUCUUCUGUCUAGACGAUCUACAGCCUGUGUGUGUGGUGUGUUGGGUCUCUCAAAUACACAUGAACCACAAAUUUCUCUCCCUUCAGGAUGCAGCACUUGACUACAGGGAGAAACUCAAAACUGCACUGAAGCUUCUGAAGGAGAAACUGCAGAUCUUUAAAAGGUUUAAACUGAAUUUGGAUCAGACUGCAGAACAUAUAAAGACUCAGGCCCAACACACAGAGAGACAGAUUAAGGAGGAGUUUGAGAAGCUUCAUCAGUUUCUACGAGAUGAAGAGGCAGCCAGGAUAUCAGCACUGAGGGAGGAAGAGGAGCAGAAGAGUCAGACGAUGAAGGAGAAGAUUAAGAAGAUGAGCAGAGAGAUAUCAGCACUUUCAGACACAAUCAGAGCCACAGAAGAGGAGCUGGGAGCUGAAGAUGUUUCAUUCUUGCAGAACUACAAGGCCACAGUGAAAAGAGCUCCGUUCACAAAGCAGGAUCCAGAGAGCCUUUCAGGAGCGCUGCUCCAUGUGGAGAAACACCUGGCCAACCUGAAGUUCACAGUCUGGGAGAAGAUGCAGAAGAUCGUUCAGUUUACUCCUGUAACUCUGGACCCCAACACUGCUCAUCCUGAUCUCAUCCUGUCUGAUGAUCUGACCAGUGCGAGAUAUAGUAAUGAGAAACAGCAGCUUCCUGAUAAUCCAGAGAGAUUUGAUAUGGGUGUAUGUGCCCUGGGCUCUUGGGGCUUUAACUCAGGAACUCACUGCUGGGAUGUUGAAGUUGGAAACAAUAAACACUGGAUUCUGGGUGUGAUGACAGAAUCUGCUCAGAAGAAGGGAAGUAUAUACUCAAGGAGUGGAGUGUGGUGUGUGUGGUAUUACAGAGGUGAAUAUGGAGCCUGUUCUUCACCACAAACAGAAACUGACCUCUCAGUAGGUCAGAAACUGCAGAGGGUCAGAGUGCAGCUGGACUGGGACAGAGGAAAACUCUCAUUCUCUGAUCCUCUCACUAACACACACUUACACACUUUCACACACACAUUCACUGAGAGAGUUUUUCCACUGUUUGGUACUCGUGACAUCAGCCCUGUGAAAAUCACAGAAGUGCAGUUUGGUGUAUCAGUGAAUCAGCUCAGUUAGAGCUCAUUCAGUCUUUGUGUGGAUCAGCACUGAAAUACUGAUUAAUACUGAAAUGAUCACUGCAGUUAUAAGACCUGUUCAGUUACUGCAGCUGAGCUGGGAUUAUUUGAGGAAUCUUAUUGAGCUGCUUAAACACAUUUGUAGAAGGUUUAUCUGCUUUUUUAAACACUAAUGGAAACUACAUUAAAGUAGUCUGAAACAGUCUGAAAAAACACUACAUAUACAUAUAUGUAUAUAUUUCUUGCUCAGUAUGUAAAAAAUGGACGAUCAUGCAGAUUAACAUUGAAAAAAUAUGCAAGUAUGAUAGUUGGUGGAUUAAUCAUAUUUAUGUUGAGAUAUUGAACACAUCCAUUCAUAAGAUUCUUCUUACAUCAGCGUGAGCUUUACUGUCUCUCAUUGUUGCUUAAACACAGUUGUGGAAAGUUCAUCUUCAUUUCUGAAGCUCUUCUGUGACCCUGAUAACAGUAACACAAACCAGGUUGUUGGGUUUCCUGUAUUUUGUCUUGUAUUGUUUUUGUCUAUUGUAAGUUUGGUUAAGAUCAGGGGUUAAACUGGAAUUUGGGACGUGGGGGAGCCCUAUUUUUCCAAUGAGUGUCAACAAUGUAGGAAGUGAACUCUGUUCAGUGUAUGUGGUUCUAUAUGGAGUUCUAACACUGAUACCAUGAAAAUGGGAUUAAAACUAACAGCCUGUCAGUUUCUGUCUGAACGGCUUAAUGAAGUCAAUUAAUUUGUUUGGAAGUUUUAAGUUUUCCCUGUUUGUCAGUUUUGUCAUCAAAUUUAUAUGAUGAUGUGAUUCUUAUCUGACAAAAAUGAAAUGUGGAAUGAGUAACAUUAAA
Messenger RNA from Colossoma macropomum (tambaqui), 2481 nucleotides. RefSeq names its product zinc-binding protein A33-like. NCBI's taxonomy places the organism in Eukaryota, Metazoa, Chordata, Actinopteri, Characiformes, Serrasalmidae. The transcript has 6 exons. Gene Ontology annotation, molecular function: zinc ion binding; protein binding. The coding region runs from base 233 to 1645 and encodes 470 amino acids. The record is from RefSeq and is a predicted model, not a curated record.